UUGACAGCAGUGACGUUUAAAACGUACAAUGUUGUUGUAUUUGAUUCUUGCGAUUAUUUUUGCACGCGUUGUCAGUCAGGACGAAGAAGACGGUAAUUUUACCGACUUAACACGAUGUAAAUUAAGUCACUUAGGCUUAGAGUACUUAGGUGACAUCGCUAAAACCGAAUCGUGGAUUAGAUGUCAGUCGUGGACAUCAAAUAGCCCUCACGCUAUCCCCGCCACCAUAAUAGAUGAUAAUUUCCCCGAACACUCCCGAAAAAAAGCCAAAAACUAUUGCAGAAACCCCACUAAGGAUCCCAAUGGGCCGUGGUGCUACUCGAUGAGUUUGGACCUAAAAUACGACACUUGUGGCAUCCCGUUAUGUUCGGUAACCGACUGUAAAAUCACGGGUCCUGGUAUGGAAUAUGCUGGUGACUACAAAAAAGGCCUAUCAGACAGAAAAUGUUUAAAGUGGAACAAAGACCGAAGCAAAGUUAAAGAUAAAGGAGAAUACGUGUCGUACGACAAGUUCAAGAAAACCCGUUUCCCUGAAGGCGACGUAUCAAAAGCGAAAAAAUAUUGCAGAAACCCUAAUGGUGACGUCGGAGGCCCGUGGUGUUUCGUAGAAAACGAAGAUACCGACGAGAUUGAAAAAGAGUACUGUGAUAUUCCGUUUUGUCAAAUUUCAGAUUGUGAAGUGUUUACUAGAAAUACCCCAAAUUAUACUCAUUUCACGGAUUUUAAUAACACUUUGUCACAAUUUAGUUUCGGGGUGAAACUAUGGGACUCCGACGCGUACUCAAACGCGAAUGCCACUUUAACACUAUCGGUGGUAGCUUUACCCGUGACGGGCCAAGAAAUGCGGGAUUUGGGUACAGGCCUUGAAAUUUUUCUUUCAAAUAAAGGCAGUGCCCUAACUUUCGGAAACAAAGACACACCGGAGUAUGAGGACACCCCCGGUAUUUUAAAAUCGACGAGUUUUACAAUGUUCACGUUGUCGUGGACGGCCCCUUUUAUCACUCUAUCGUACGAAGGCCAAAUCAAACCCAUCUUUUUAGCCGAGUACAGAACAAAAAAAAACUUACUCGGUGAACGCAAAAACAAGUUCAAUUUUUACUCAGCUCGGGGUACUAAAGUCAUGUGGACUUUCCCGUUUUGUAUGGACGAUUUUGGUUGUGACGUCCAAACUACCACGGGACCUCAAUGGCAGCAGUUCUGGCCUUUGCAAAGUAGCGAAGUUGGACAAGAACUAACAUUUCAGUUGCGGGCGUUUCAUUCAGCGUAUUUGCUUUUUGUACCAAGUCCGGCCGUAGAUUACCCCAGUGUUAAAUUCAUGCUUCAACAUGAUAACCAAAUGUCGCGAAUUACGGUUAAUGUUAAUAAAAACUCCGAAGUUGUGGUUAAAGAAUUGGAACUACCUGCGAUUCUGGACUAUUGGAAUUGGCACGAAUUCUCGAUUGCUUUUUUUGCCGACACCAUGCAGUUCUACUGGACGAAAACUGAAGGCACGAAUAUGAUUUUUGAAAUACAGCAUGUGUUAUUCAAGAACGUGCUUUGGUUUUCGCCGAGUUCUAAUUCUAUAGCUCAUUGGACCUUCUUUUGUGUGCCACCGGAAGUUUCGAAGCCACCGGCGCCUCUUUUGCCUGAAUGUGCGCUAAAUAGGGAAGAAGGGGACUAUAAAGGGACUCAGGAUGUUACGAGUGAGGGAAUGCCGUGUUUGCCGUGGUCCAGUACUAAAAUGGUACCCGAAGAAGGUAAUGAUUUUCCGGAAAAUAGUUCUUUAAAAGCGUGGAAUUACUGUCGUGAUCCUUCCCAAGAAAAAAGAGGGACUUAUUGCUACACGUUCAACAGAUACAAAACAAUCGAAAAGAGUUACUGCCAUCUUAGAAAAUGCAAAUCUGAAGAUUGCAAAAUGGCGGGCUCUGGUAAUGAUUAUGUAGGGACUUUGUCUACAACGCGUUCGAAUAGAUCAUGUGAAUAUUGGUUUUCAAAUACGACUGUUCACCCGGUGGAACAACAGUACUUAAGUGAAACACUAUAUGCUGACCUUUUUCUUAAUUAUACAGAGAAUCAUUGCCGAAAUCCAGCGCGCGAUAUGGGUGGUAGUUGGUGCUAUACAAACGACGCGGAUGUUGAUAAAGACAUGUGUAACGUCAGAGAUUGUGACAGACCUGAGGAAAAUAUCAUUAUUCUUGGAGGGGCCACGGCAGGCCGGAAAAUCUAUAUACUUCCGCAGUGGAAAAUCACCGGUCUCGAAUUUGGAAUAAAACAGUGGAACCCAGAUGUUACCGAAGGUAUACAAUUUAAUUUUUACCCCAGACAAGGAAAUAACAAGUUCGAGCUAGUUAUGGCAGCGAAUGGCAACGAGAAGAUGUUUCUUUACUACAAAAACAACAUCAUAAAACAGAAAACUCUCAUUCAUUUGAUAGGGUCAGGGAAAUGGACUGAUUUUUGGUUACUAAUGCGAAAAGGUGAAAUCUCGAUAGGUUUCAAAGGAGUACCUAAUAGCUUCUUCGAAUACAUCAGUGACGAAGUUUUCGACCCCAUGUUUCUAUCUUUCGGGACAGUAGAAGGUAACCCGAUUGGGUUUUUUCUUCAAAGUGACCAGUGUUACACCGAGAACGUUACCUCCAGCGAUUUCACCAAAACAAUGCCCAUUGGUUUAUGGUCCACCACACAGAACCCCAUCUAUCGCAAUUUUAGUCUCCUGAUUCGCGGAGACGGAAUCGUCGUACUACCUCUAAUGACCCUCCCGAGCAUCCUACUCCCCUACAACCUGAAAAUCGACUCAAGAAAGAAAGAAAUUUCCAUAAGUCACGAUAACAACGUUUUGGAAAGACACCCCGUGAAUGAAGGUGUAUUCACUCACGAUAAGUGGAGCCACUUUCUGAUCAGCUUCAACGAAAACUACUUGAACGUUACUAAAGAAAACCAGACAGUGUUUAUGUUUUACAGUAUGAAACCGCUUCUCUUCUACUGGUUUUCUUUCGGGGUCGAGGCUGGAUGGGCCAUUUGGAGUGUUAAUUGUGAAGAGUUGGACCUCGAUGGGCCUCCGAGAGAUGGCGGGUGGUCUGCUUGGUCACCAUGGCAUUGUACGGUCAAAUGUGGAGGGGGUGAAGGUUUUCGUACCCGGAAUUGCACGAACCCGAAACCCAACAUCUGGGGUAGAUUGUGUCCAGGGUCACACAAGGCCACUGGAAUUUGUAACGAUUUUGUGUGUGGGGACGUGAGUCCCACAACUUUGGAAAAAAUCAGAGGGAGGUUGCAAACGCAUCAGUUUAGUUUUGUCGUCAACGAAGGAAAAUCGUUGGUUUUGGAAAACGACCACGAAAUGUUGAAAAUUAUUGUGAAAGAGUCACCAGACGCAUAUUACGAGUGGACAUUAAAUGGGGUUUUUAUUCACCCGGAGGAAAAUCGGGUCGUUCAUCAAGGAGACGAUUUGGUUGUUAGAAAUGUAGACGUCGGGGAUUCCGGUGUAUAUGUUUGCAUGCUCUAUCGAGUCAAUAAAAAAAGAGUCGUGUUAAAAGUGAUUUCGGUGGCUGUAGUUAGUGAAGAUUACACUAUCAAAACUCGAGCCACUAGAUCGACCACAAUAUCUUGUAAAUCCGUCGUUUUGGGUUAUAUUUAUUCCGAUUUGAGUCUGAAGUUGUAUUUGAAUGACGAAGUGUACAAAGAUUUUGGGACGACGAUGUUAGCGGCGGUAAAUUCUGAGUUUUUUGACAAUUUGAACAUGUCGCACACUGGAGAUUGGAAAUGUGUCGUAGAACAAAAAGAUUUGAAGCUUUCGUGGGUUACCAAUUAUCUACGGAUGGAAGUGAAGAAGGCCCCCAACUUUUACACAAAUCUGAUGGAAGAUAACCUCACGAGACCUCUUUUCGGUUGGCUGUCCACAGAAGAAAACGUUUUUUAUGCGCUGGUUGCCAUUGUAGUGUUCGUUGUUAUUUCAGUGGUGUUAUUUUUGAUCAUGUAUUUUAAGUUUUGCACUCUGAAAUCACGAUGGCAAUAA
This is a messenger RNA of Zophobas morio, 3988 nucleotides long. RefSeq lists its product as uncharacterized. Lineage: Eukaryota; Metazoa; Arthropoda; Insecta; Coleoptera; Tenebrionidae. Gene Ontology annotation, molecular function: signaling receptor binding; endopeptidase activity. The coding region runs from base 29 to 3988 and encodes 1319 amino acids. The record is from RefSeq and is a predicted model, not a curated record. The transcript has 2 exons.